Molecule: messenger RNA, 2086 nt
Organism: Salvelinus fontinalis (brook trout)
Lineage: Eukaryota; Metazoa; Chordata; Actinopteri; Salmoniformes; Salmonidae
Product: nucleolar protein 56-like
Exons: 12
Coding region: 106-1629 (507 amino acids)
Cellular component (GO): box C/D methylation guide snoRNP complex; small-subunit processome
Molecular function (GO): snoRNA binding
Source: RefSeq, a predicted model, not a curated record
CCCACGGUAAUACCGUCAUGUAGCCGCGUGUUGAAAACUAAAAGAGUCUUUAUGCAUUCGUGAAGCAGAGGAAAGGACACGCAUAGCAUCAGAGAUUGUGCAAUCAUGGUGCUGUUGCAAGUGCUCUUUGAGCAUGCAGCCGGGUAUGCACUCUUUGUUGUCAAGGAGGUGGAAGAAAUUGGCAUGCUUUUGCCUCGGGUUGAAGACUGCAUUCUAAACAUGGGGAAAUUCCAUGGUAUGGUGAGCCUCGCUGCUUUCUUCCCAUUCAAGUCUGCUCAGGCUGCACUAGAAAAUAUUAACGCUAUAUCGGAAGGUGUGGUCCACGCUGACCUGAAGCUGUUCCUGGAGACUAACCUGCCCAUAGGGGGUAAGAAGAAAGCGAUGCUGGGGGUGGGUGAUGCCAAGAUAGGAGGAGCUUUGCAGGAGGAGCUGGGCCUGUCUAUCCAGACUGGUGGAGUGGUGUCAGAGAUACUGAGAGGUGUGCGUCUCCACUUCCACUCCUUGGUAAAGGGGCUGACUGCCCAGGCUGCCUCCAAGGCCCAACUAGGUCUGGGCCACAGCUACUCCAGAGCCAAGGUCAAGUUCAACGUCAACAGGUCCGACAACAUGAUCAUCCAGUCCAUCGCUCUCCUGGACCAGCUGGACAAGGACAUCAACACGUUCUCCAUGCGUGUGCGUGAGUGGUAUGGCUACCACUUCCCAGAGCUGAUCAAGAUAGUGACUGACAACUCUACGUACUGCAAGAUGGCCCAACUGAUUGGCAACAGAAAGGAGCUGAGCGAGGAGAGUCUAGAGAGCCUGGAGGAGGUAGUGAUGGACAGUACUAAGGCCCAGGCUGUCCUGGAGGCAUCCCGCAGCUCCAUGGGCAUGGACAUCUCUCCCAUUGACCUGAUCAACAUUGAGAGGUUCUCCAACCGUGUGGUCUCACUAGCCGCCUACAGGCUGGAACUCCAGGAGUACCUACGCUCUAAGAUGAGCCAGGUGGCCCCCAACCUGGCUGCCCUUAUAGGAGAUGUGGUGGGAGCACGUCUGAUCUCCCAUGCUGGCAGCCUGACCAACCUGGCCAAGUACCCAGCCUCCACCGUGCAGAUCCUGGGUGCUGAGAAGGCCCUGUUCAGGGCUCUGAAGACCCGUGGCAACACUCCUAAGUACGGUCUCAUCUUCCACUCAACUUUCAUUGGCCGUGCUGCCGCCAAGAACAAAGGGCGUAUCUCCCGUUACCUCGCCAACAAGUGCACAAUCGCCUCACGAAUCGAUGCCUUCUCUGAGGUGCCCACCUGUGUGUUUGGCGACAAGCUCCGUGACCAGGUGGAGGAGCGCCUGUCAUUCUACGAGACGGGCGAGGCGCCUCGCAAGAACCUGGAUGUCAUGAAAGAGGCUGUGAUACAGGCAGGAGAGGUGGCAGCUGAGAUAAAGAUCAAAUUGGAGAAAAAGGAGAAGAAACGUAGGAAGCGGGAGAAGCUGGCAGCCCUUUCCACAGGCGAUGAAGAGAAGGGAGAAUGUGACGUCGUCGCUGUGGUAAAGAAGAAAAGGAAGCACGCAGCAGAGGAAGCUGUCCAAAUGAAGGAGGAGGCUCCAGCAACCGAGAAUGGAGACCGCAUAGCCAAAAAGAAAAAGAAACGAAAGUGAGGCAAUAGAGGUGGUGGCUGAAGAGGCCCCCCAGACGGAGAAGAAAAAUGUUGAAUAGAGGAUUUGGAUGAGACUGCAAAUUUCUUAGUUCUGUACAGUAUUUUUUUUUAUUUUUUACUUAAACCACUCAAUGAGGUUGGAAGCAGAUUGACUUGUGUAAUCAGUGUUUGUCUCAAUUUUAUACCUUCCCCUCCCUAUCCUCAAUGCACUUCACACUGAAAGUGAAUAUUCAGCUCAGUGCCUUGAGGUUAAUGUAAUUAUACAUCCCUGUUAUGUAAAUAUUUUCAUGUCCAUUUUCUCUAUCAAAUAUGUUCCGCGUAACCUUGCUUUCAACCAUUUUUCAACUAAAUAUUAUAUAUGCUACCUAUCCGAUGUCUGAAAUAUACUGAAAAAAUAUAUAAAUGCAACAUGUUUCAUCAGCUGAAAUACAAGAUUGCAUCGAUGUUCCAUACACACA